Molecule: messenger RNA, 2190 nt
Organism: Dermatophagoides farinae (American house dust mite)
Lineage: Eukaryota; Metazoa; Arthropoda; Arachnida; Sarcoptiformes; Pyroglyphidae
Source: RefSeq, a predicted model, not a curated record
UUUCCAUUUACAAAUUGAAAACAAUCUGUUUAUAUAGGAUAAUUAUGAAAUCAAUCAAAUGCAUGGUUUAGUGUUUGCUCAAUUCAUAUACGAAUGGCAAUUUUAUACAUUGCAGGUAGGUGAUGAAUUUUUUUUCCGUUUAUAUGGACAAAUUGACCAAAAAUAAUGAUGAAAAUUUUUUAGUAGAUUUUUAUUUUUACGAUCAACAAAACAAACAAACAAAAGGAUAUUAUUAUUAGUUAUGUCUAUAUAUGUAAUAAAAUACAUUUAACCGGAUGGAUAGAUUAACGCGUUUUUUUAUGUUAUUAUUUUGAUCAUAACAAAUUUUCACAUUUCAUUUCACGAUUUGUCAGCAACUUUUUUUUUAUUAUAUUGAUUUGUGGUCAUCGGUGUUCAUUUUCUAAAAUACAAAAGAGCCUAUAAUAUAUAUUGUGGCCUUUAUUUUUCAUUGUUUUUUUUUAUCCUCAAAAAAAAAACAAAACAAAGAAAAAGAAUUUUCUCGAGUUUUUCAUUAUUUUCUGUUCAUUUUAUAUUACCGAUAAAUCGUUUAUCAGUUUAGUCACAGUGAUGAUAAACAAUGAAAAUUUGCUGAUCACAACAAAUUGACCGAUUAUUUUGGUGGUGUGUGUUUAUCAUGAAUCAAUACGAUGCUAAUUUUUUUUUUCUCAUUGAAAUCGUAAGUCGAUUUUUUUUUGUAUUAGAUUGGGAAAUAAAAUUCUUGGCCAAAAGAUGGCAAUAGUGUUCCAAACACUUUUUUAGCCAAUGGAAGCGCCGAAUAUAAAAAAUAUUCCUUAGACAUACGAAUUUGCUAUAUAUCCAUCAUUCGGAUAAGUGUGAGUCGAUUUUGUUUUGUUUUUUUUUUUUUUUUUUUUUGAUCACCAGAAUCGAAAUCGGAUUUUGUUUUGUUUUGGUUUUGGUUUUCGUUUUCUAAAUCCAAUAACAAAGUGUAAAGAAAUCCAUACAUCAUGUCACGUAUAUUGAAGACAUUGAUUUAUAUUCGUGAUCGUAUGACAUUUUGGGCAAUCAAAACGACAAAUGAAAAAUAUGAUGAUGAUGAUGAUGAUGAUAAUAAUGAUGAUGAAGAUGAUGAAGCAAUCAAUUUGGAUGAAAUUGAAUUCGAAGGUCGUGGUAUGCGUACCGAACGAAUUCUUCGGGCCAUCAUUCGUGUACCGAUAAGAUGGUUUCAUUUAAACUAUCAUGCAAGAAAACUGGAACGAACAAUGAAUAAAGAACAUCCAGAAUGUCCAGUACGUGUACGUAUUGUCGAUAGAUUGGUUGGCAAUAAUUUUAUUGAAAAUAUCUUCGAUACCGGAUUGAUGGUCAUUCCGUGUUUAUUUUUAUUUAGCUUUUUUCUUUGGGCAUUAUCUCAAUUUGUAGCUCGAACUAUUCUUGAACCUGUUUCUUAUGCUAUUGCUUUCAUUUCGGUAUUCAUAUUCUUCAUAUUUGGUAUUGUAUUUGUAUUUGCUGCAUUUUUUGGCUAUGAAUUUGAAUAUAUAGAUGGAAAAAAACACCCUAGACGUAAACGUAAUCCACCUGAAUCGUAUCAAAAAAUGGCAUAAAAAAAAUCAUCAUCAUUCAAUGCCAUAAAUAAUGUCAACAACGAAAAGAAAAAUCUAACAUAUUUGUUCUUUGGUUACUCCAUCGAUUAUUGUUAUUAUUAAUACAAAUAAACAUUUCAAGUUAAUAAUGAUUGAUUAAUUCAAUUGUCAAUUAUUUUAUAUGUAGAACUAAUAUAUAAAUGUCUAUAGUAGAAGUUUGUCACACCGACAAUCAUGAUGAUGAUGAUGAUGAUGAUGAUGAUGAUGACGACGACACAAUUUUACAAUUCGACAAAUGACACUUGUUUUAUUUCAAUGUGUAAUUUUUUCUUCUUUUUUAAUGAGAGAAAAAUGAUAAUAAAAUCAAUUUACAAUGGUAAACCUGUUUCUUAUUAUACAGCAUUUAUGUUGUGCACACUCAAUGUAUUACACACAUACAAUUAUUUGUCACGGUAACUAUGAGAAACAUUUUUCAAAUGAUAAGUUUUGGACGAAUGAAAGUAACAAAUUCAUAUCAUAUUCACUGCUCUGGAUACAUUCAUAUUCGAUAAUCGAUUGUGUUUAUUCGAUAGUCAAUGUCUUGUGUUGAUAUUGAUGUUUUGAUCGAAAAUUAUUUGGGAAUAUUAUUUCAAUUAUUUCAAAUUUUUUAUUU